Molecule: messenger RNA, 1266 nt
Organism: Acanthocheilonema viteae
Lineage: Eukaryota; Metazoa; Nematoda; Chromadorea; Rhabditida; Onchocercidae
Source: the annotation of a GenBank genome assembly
AUGACGUUAACAGCUGCUAAUUUAGGUUAUAAGAUUGUCGUAAUUGGAGGUGGUACGGGUGGUUGCUCAUUGUCUAACUGGUGUCAUAAAUUGGUACCCAAAGGACAAAUAGUCGUCAUUGAUCCAGCUGAUGAGCAUCACUUCCAGCCAGGAUACACACUUGUUGGUGGAGGUUUAUGCAAAUUGGAGCAAUGUAUUAAGCCAAUGAAGGAAGUACUACAUCCUGAUAAUGUCUGGAUUAAACAAACAGCCAGGAAAAUCAAUCCUACGGAAAAUUCUGUGACGCUGAAUGAUGGAACAAAGAUUAACUAUGAAUUACUGAUUGUUGCAGCAGGGCUUGAAGUUCGAUUUGACAUGAUUGAAAAUUUACCGCAAGCUUUGUUGGAUCCAAAUGUAUGCAGCAUUUAUCGUGCUGAUUUAGCACAAAAAACGCAUGAAUGUUUAUAUGCAUUUAACAAAGGAACAGCUAUAUUUACCCUACCAAAUGCACCAAUUAAAUGUUCCGGUGCCGCACAAAAGAUAUGUUAUUUGGCGGAUGAAAUAUUCCGGAAGAGAGGCAUUCGUGAACAAAUACAUAUAACAUACAAUACAUUUUCGUCCGAUAUAUUCGAUGUGCCAAAAUAUGCGAAAACAUUGAACGAAAUUGUUAAAAAAAAAUCUAUUGAACUGAAAUUAUUAAGAAAUUUGAAAGCAAUUAAUGUUUUAAAACGCGAAGCUAUAUUUGAGCUUAUGAACACCGAUAACAAACCAACAGGAAAAUUAGAAAUUCAAAAGUUCGAUUUCCUGCAUGUGGCACCACCUUGUUCAGCACCGAAGGUUUUACGCAAUUCACCAGAAAUAACCAAUGCUAACAGUUUCUUGGAUAUAAAUCCAAAAUCACUACAACAUACGAAAUUUGCAAAUAUUUUUGGCAUUGGUGACUGUCUCGGAUCACCAAAUAAGAAAACUGCUGCUGCUUUAUUUAGCCAAAUGAGAACUUUGAGUAAAAAUAUUCCGAAAUUUUUGGAAAAGAAGCCAUUAUUGGACAUGUAUAACUGCUAUUCGUCGUGUCCAGUAAUUGUCAGUUUUCGACAUGUGGUACUUGCGGAAUUCACCUCUGAAGGACCGCAUGAAACAUUGCCCAUAAAUCAAGCAAAACCUCGUUUCAUUUCAUUUUUGCUUACAAAAUACAUACUCCCGUUGAUUUAUUGGAAAUUAGGCGUGAAAGGGCAUUGGUUAGGACCAUCUACUAUACGCAAAAUUCUUCAUCUUGGAGCGAGCAAAUAA